AUGCCUAUACAAGUUGCUCUCGGUUGGCGUCUAGGGCUUGAAUAUUUCAAUCCUAUUUUUGAUGAACUAUACUGUGUACUUGCUCAGAAUGCCACUGAGUUGCUUAUUGUCGGCGUGAACUUCACAGAAUUCCCGAGAAUUGACAGCGACAAGAGAAUCGACAGCGACAAGAGAAUCGACAGCGACAAGAGAAUCGACAGCGACAAGAGAAUCGACAGCGACAAGAGAAUUGACAGCGACAAGAGACUUGAGAGCGACAAGAGAUGGUAUAAUGCGGAAAUGUCCGACGGGUCUAGGGUUUUGGUUUUGGUUGUUCUUCCUCCUGCUCGGGGGCACUAG
This is a messenger RNA of Amorphotheca resinae ATCC 22711, 339 nucleotides long. RefSeq lists its product as hypothetical. NCBI's taxonomy places the organism in Eukaryota, Fungi, Ascomycota, Leotiomycetes, Helotiales, Amorphothecaceae. Bases 1 to 339 code for a protein of 112 amino acids. The transcript has 3 exons. The record is from RefSeq and is a predicted model, not a curated record.